AUGAGCAGACUGUGGAUACAGAACCCGAAUAGAUGCGCAGACGAAUACUUGGAUGGAAUCGAGGAUUUCAUUGAGUUUUCACGUAGACACAACCCGGGUGCAACUAGAAUCCGGUGUCCUUGUAGGAGGUGUAACAACACAUUGUGGGAGACAAUUGAAAAUGUUGGAUUUCAUUUAGUAAGGAAUGGAAUGAUUGAGACAUAUAGCAUUUGGAACCUUCACGGAGAACAAUUAGACAAUGCUUCGUCUUCAAAUGCCAUAAGAGUGGACAAUGUUGAACCUAUUGUGGAUCCUAAUGAACAAGUGAUGGAUAUUAUAAACGAUGUUUUUCCAUUUGCAUCGACGAACAUCAAUCAGGAAGGGGAAGAUGACGUGCCUACACCAAUGGACAGUGCAGAGUUCGAACAAUAUGAAAAACUAUUAAAAAAUGCCAACCAAGAGUUAUACCCAGGGUGCAAGAGCUUUUCCGUUCUCACGGCCAUUGUGGAGCUAAUGCACGGAAAAAUAAAAUAUCGUAUGUCGAACUUGUGUUUUGAUUACUUUUUGGGGGUUUUCAAGAGAAUGCUUCCAACGGACAAUUGUUUGCCGAAAGACCAUAAACACGCGCAGAAGGUGUUGAAUGGUCUUGGAUUGGGUUAUGAAAAAAUUCAUGCUUGCAAAAAUAAUUGCAUGUUAUUCUACAAAGAGUAUGAAACAUUGGAUACAUGCCCUAUAUGCAAUGAGUCGAGGUUCAAAAUGACAUCUCAGAAUAGAACGACUAAGAUCCCACAAAAAGUCAUGCGUUAUCUGCCUCUGAAACCUAGGCUUCAGCGAUUGUAUAUGUCGACGCAUACUGCCACAGACAUGAGAUGGCAUAAGGAAAAACGGGUAGACGAUGAUGUGAUGCGGCAUCCUGCAGAUGGGGAAGCAUGGAAAGAGUUCGAUCGAACGUUCCCUGACUUUGCUGCUGAUCCUCGAAAUGUUAGAUUGGGACUUGCCACUGACGGAUUCAAUCCGUACGGGGUUCUAAACCAACACCACAGCACUUGGCCGAUUUUCGUAUUUUCAUAUAAUUUGCCGCCUUGGAAAUGCAUGAAAAAAGAAUACAUGAUGUUGACUGUUUUGAUAACUGAGGAUCCUGGCAGGUCAAUCGAUGUUUACUUAAGGCCGUUGGUUGAUGAGCUCAAGGAUUUAUGGGAACGGUGUGCGCACGUACGAUAA
Prunus armeniaca (apricot) is the source of this 1200-nucleotide messenger RNA. Lineage: Eukaryota; Viridiplantae; Streptophyta; Magnoliopsida; Rosales; Rosaceae. The record is from the annotation of a GenBank genome assembly.